AUUUGGCAAACUCUGAGGCAUUAAAAGCUGGUCGUAAAGUUGAUCCGUUAGGUUUGCGAACUCUUGGUAUAAUAACUAAAAUGGAUUUAAUGGAACCUGAAGUCGGUGCCGCAAUUUUGCGAAAUAGUGAUUAUCCUUUACAUUUGGGCUAUACUGGAUCAAUUUUUUAUGUGUAUAGUCAACGUGGUAUUCAAGUCGGCAUUGAUACUUUACGAAAGAAAUUGAUGGAAGUAUUGGAAGAAGGCAUGGCAAAAUCCCUAUUUUCUAUUGUUG
Molecule: messenger RNA, 273 nt
Organism: Dentiscutata erythropus
Lineage: Eukaryota; Fungi; Glomeromycota; Glomeromycetes; Diversisporales; Gigasporaceae
Source: the annotation of a GenBank genome assembly